This is a messenger RNA of Brenthis ino (lesser marbled fritillary), 972 nucleotides long. Lineage: Eukaryota; Metazoa; Arthropoda; Insecta; Lepidoptera; Nymphalidae. The record is from the annotation of a GenBank genome assembly.
AUGUCUGAUGUACCCUGGAUUUACUAUAAAGAUAGACCAGAUUGGAGUGACGUUACUCCUGUCCCAGAAGAUGACGGACCUACACCUGUCGUUGUAAUAGCUCACUCUGAAAUGUUUGAGGAUGUUUAUGACUACUUCAGAGCUGUGCUGCAAAAUAAUGAAAAAUCUGAAAGGGCUCUGCAACUUACAAAGGAUGCUGUUGAAUUGAACCCAGCAAAUUAUACUGUAUGGCAAUAUAGGAGAGAUCUUCUUAAAGCUUUAGGAACUGAUUUAAGGCCAGAAUUAGAUUAUGUGGAAGCUGUAAUAAAACAGUCACCAAAAAACUAUCAAGUGUGGCAUCAUAGAAGAGUGUUAGUGGAAUGGCUACAAGAUCCAUCUCUUGAAUUGGAUCUAACUGGAGAUACCUUAAUUCAAGAUCCUAAGAAUUACCAUGCCUGGCAACACCGCCAAUGGGUUAUCAAGACUUUUGGGUUAUUUGAUAAAGAGAUGGAGUUUGUUGAUUCUUUGAUUACUGAAGAUGUUCGCAAUAAUUCUGCUUGGAAUCAGCGAUAUUUCGUCAUGAAUAACCAUCAGGGCUGGUCAGAUCUUAAUGUGCAGAAGGAAAUAUGCUACGCUUUAGAGAAAAUAAAAUUCGUCAAAAAUAAUGAAAGUGCCUGGAAUUAUCUAAGGGGUGUCCUGCUCCAUGAUAAACGUGGGUUGAGUGGAAAUGCGGUAGUAAUAUCAUUUUGUGAAGAACUAUACAAGAACAGAUGCAGGUCGCCAUUCUUACUAGCGUUUUUAAUAGAUAUUUGCGAUGAGGCCAUCAAAAAAGGAGAAGCUACUACCUGUUUGUACAACGCGGAUAGAGCUAUUGAACUGUGUCAAGCGCUAGCCACUAAAUACGAUAAAAUAAGAUCAAAAUAUUGGAACUACUUAAGCGAUAGAUUCAAGAAGAACCAGAGUAUGGAAAAUGAUACUAAUAAUAUUGAUGUA